Paramuricea clavata is the source of this 601-nucleotide messenger RNA. The record is from the annotation of a GenBank genome assembly. NCBI's taxonomy places the organism in Eukaryota, Metazoa, Cnidaria, Anthozoa, Malacalcyonacea, Plexauridae.
AAAAAGCCUUAGAAUAACCACCGCCAGGAAUGCUUCCACUCGAGAGAACCGAAGGGAAUACAUCGACCUGUUAUCUUCACUACACACCCAAGAACUCCUUCUGAGUCUUAAACGAUUCAUUGCGAGACGAGGGCGACCUGGAAAGAUCAAUUCAGAUAAUGGUAAAACGUUUUUAGUUGCCGCUAAGUGGUUGAGAACUGUUCAACGGGACGAGAAACUUCAGGACUUUCUCGUGAGAUCUGAAAUUCAUUGGCAAUUUAACCUUAGCCGUGCUCCGUGGUGGGGAGGACAGUUUGAACGACUAAUCGGGUUGGUGAAACGUUCAUUGCACAAAACUAUUGGUGGUGGAUGUCUGAAGUGGAAGGAGCUAGAGGAAGUACUUUUAGAUGUGGAAGUGGUAUUAAACAACAGGCCACUCCAAUAUGUAGAGGACGAUGUUCAGAGACCGAUUUUAACACCUAACUCGCUACUGUUUGUUGGGUCUAACGCUAUUCCAGAACUGCAAGCUCAUUACCUAGAAGAUUUAAGUCCACAUAAACGAGUACGAUUAAGACGCGGUAUGGCGCAGAUGGCCGACAGAGAACACCCGAGGACUGCGUGA